AUGACCACCAGUCACAGCAGCAGCAGCAGCCUCUCAACCCGAGUCUCCCUCCGCUGGCUCCCCGACCCCGCCUUCGAAAACACCGACACCAUUGUCCUGUCUCUAAUGGGCUGGUACGUGGAUCUCCGCGUCGACAAAUCCUCUGGUAAAAUCGACUGGGCGAUCGCCGGCCAACGCAUCGUAGAAAGCCAGGACCCACUGCGAGUGCUUUUCACACACGCCAUCGACUCGCAUAGUGCGUUUGAUGCUGUGGAUUGCGGGAACUUUACUGCGCUGCCGAACGGGGAUGACCUUGAAACGGGGUCGAUGCCGCGUUGGGAUCUUCCUGGUGCGCCUGUUAGGGAGUACGAGGAGGUGUGGCGGGAGUUGCCCUUCAGAGAGGGUCCUGAGGGUCUAGGGAGGGGGGUUUCAUGGGUAUUGGAGGCGAAGGGGGAGGGUCAGGAUGGGAGUACGGUGAUUCGGAUGUUCAUUGCGAGGAUUUGGGGGACUUAUGUUGCGCUGCGCCAGGAGCAGACGCACGUUGAAGACGGGAAAGCCGUGGUCAAGCGCGGAGGGGUGGUCACCGCUAGACGGGAGGAGUGGGACUCCACUUCUGGGUGGAAGACGAAGUACAUCCUCGGCCCGGAUGUCGACAAACUACCCUCUAUGACGACCAUUGGCACCGAAGACGGGGAUUGGAGCGUCGGCAGUGAAGUGGUGCUGAGCAGCCAACAAUACAUUGUACGAGCGUUUGAAAGAAUUGAACAAGAGUGA
Molecule: messenger RNA, 753 nt
Organism: Aspergillus udagawae
Lineage: Eukaryota; Fungi; Ascomycota; Eurotiomycetes; Eurotiales; Aspergillaceae
Exons: 2
Coding region: 1-753 (250 amino acids)
Source: RefSeq, a predicted model, not a curated record